UUAAUAGAGUACCUUUCCAUUCUGUUGCAAAUUUCUAUCUAUCUGAAGGUAAAACUACUGAACCUGUCAAUUGUAGUAUGGAACUGCAGAAGUUAUCAAAAGGUAAUCAACACCAUGAAGCUGAUGUGCCUAAGGAGGGAGGAGUUCCACCAGAGAAAGCAAAGUUCCUGCAUCACAAGAGCGAUGCACCAAGUCAGUUUACAGAUUUUGAGGGUAAAACCUCCUUUGCAAUGUCUGUCUUCAACCUGAGUAAUGCCAUCAUGGGCAGUGGCAUUCUGGGUCUGUCAUAUGCCAUGUCGAACACUGGCAUAGUCCUUUUCCUGAUCCUGUUGACAUGCAUUGCUUGUCUUUCAUGUUAUUCCAUCCAUUUGUUGCUAUGCAGUGCUGGAGUUGUGGGUAUCAGAGCCUACGAGCAGCUUGGUCUCAGAGCUUUUGGUCAUUCAGGGAAGAUUCUAGCAGCUGUCAUCAUAACAUUACAUAACAUUGGAGCCAUGUCAAGCUACCUGUUCAUAGUAAAAUAUGAGUUACCAUUGGUCAUCCAAACCUUUCUUGGCCAGUCAGCCAGCUCUGACAACUGGUUCAUGAAUGGAAACUACCUCAUCAUCAUUGUCACCGUCUGCAUCAUCUUCCCGCUGGCCCUGAUGAAACACCUGGGGUAUCUUGGUUACAGCAGUGGAUUCUCUCUUUCCUGCAUGGUCUUCUUUCUGUCUGUGGUCAUCUACAAGAGAUUCAACAUCUCUUGCCCUCUGGAAGUGUUUGGUAACUUCUCUGUGAACACAUCUCUCCCAGACAACACAUGCACCGCCAAAUUCUUCACCAUCAACCAAGAGACAACAUAUACCAUCCCCAUCCUGGCGUUUGCUUUUGUAUGUCACCCUGAAGUUCUUCCAAUCUACACUGAACUGAGCAACCCAACCAAAAGAAGAAUGCAGAAUAUUGGCAAUGUUUCCAUCCUGGGAAUGUUCAUCAUGUACUUCUUCACUGCCAUAUUUGGCUAUCUGACCUUCUAUGAGAACACUGAAGCAGAGCUCCUCCAUACCUACAGUAAGGUGGACCUCCUGGACACUCUGAUCCUGUGUGUUCGAUUGGCUGUCCUGGUGGCUGUCACGCUGACGGUACCUGUGGUCUUGUUUCCCAUCCGCCGUGCCCUCCUGCAGAUACUGUUUCCAGGGAAGCCCUUCAACUGGCUUCGUCAUAUUGCCAUUGCAGUGUGUCUGCUGUUUUCUGUCAACCUGCUGGUCAUCUUUGUUCCCAAUAUUCGAGAUAUCUUUGGCAUAAUUGGAGCCACCACUGCUCCCAGUCUGAUCUUUAUCCUUCCUGGACUGUUCUACAUCCGCAUCAUUCCCUCUGACCAGGAGCCUAUGAACUCCAGACCAAAGAUACAGGCUUCAUGUUUCACAGCGCUGGGUUUCAUAUUCAUGACCAUGAGUCUGACAUUCAUCGGGAUUGACUGGUUGAGUGGAGAAAACCGAAGUCUCGGUGGCCAUUAAAGAGCAGUCCUUUGAAGACCAAGAAAGAUUCAAUCUACCGCAGAAAGGAUCAUGGCUUCAUUAGUCAUGGACAGUCAAUUCCUCAAUUUUAGGAUUUUAUCAAAUGUGAUGCCCCUCUGUUCUGUAUGAGGAGUUGAUGAACAUUUUGACCUUGGAAGUCAAGAGGAGCAAUAUGUGUUGUAUAGUAACUGCAAUAUUCAAAGCAUAUUGGGCCAUUGUCUUCUAUAGUUAUACGGUGUUUGAUAAAAAAACAUUAAAAAAAAGAUCCCUCAGAGAUCUGAAUGAGAUAACAUUCCUAAAUGCAUUCAAAUAAUUCACUUCAAUUGAUGGAUAACGUUUUGUAUUCCUGCAGAGCAGUAUCUCAGUAACUUAAGGUUCAGUGUGUAAGAUUUAGGUGAAAGGGAUCUAUCGUCAGAAAUUUAU
Hippoglossus stenolepis (Pacific halibut) is the source of this 1913-nucleotide messenger RNA. Its product is annotated as sodium-coupled neutral amino acid transporter 3. Bases 78 to 1490 code for a protein of 470 amino acids. Gene Ontology annotation, molecular function: L-glutamine transmembrane transporter activity; glycine transmembrane transporter activity. Gene Ontology annotation, biological process: L-histidine transmembrane transport; L-glutamine transport; glycine transport. The record is from RefSeq and is a predicted model, not a curated record. NCBI's taxonomy places the organism in Eukaryota, Metazoa, Chordata, Actinopteri, Pleuronectiformes, Pleuronectidae. The transcript has 15 exons.